UAAUCCAACAACCAGAUCGCCAGAGAUCAGUGUGUAACUUGACUCGGCCAACUAAAAGAAACUUGAAGUUGUGUUCAGUUUUUGUGCACAAGUGAAGAAUUUUUACAAUAGUUAGUUAGUGUACACGAAGCAGAUCAAAACGAUACGCUCGAAAUGGAUUACACCAAACGAAAUGGACAUAAGACAUUUACGUUGCUGGUUUGUGCAGCGUUCAUGUUACUGAGUGCAGUUCAGUUCGCAUCUAGUUGCAACGAGAUGGUUUGUGCUAGCAUAGUCUCAAAAUGUAUGCUGACGCAAAGCUGCAAAUGCGACAUGAAGAACUGUACCUGCUGCAAGGAGUGUGCAGAUUGUCUGAGCUAUCUGUACACCGAAUGUUGCAGUUGCCUUGAGAUGUGUCCAAAGCCCAUUGAAACUUCUAGUGAAUUAUCGAAACAAUCGCACAUCGAAGACCUAGAAGGAUUCACGAACCUGUACAAUGUAAUAACAUCUGAACAGGAUCCACAAGGCCGUUGGAAAGUGAUCUCUUUUCCGAUUGAUAUCGACGCUGCGUUGUAUGGACCGAAGGCUGAUAGUGGUACUAAAUAUGUCGUUCAUUCAACAGACAUGGAUAUUAAACAAAAGUUUGAGGAUCCCAACAAGAUCACUGUAAACUGCACCGUUGCCUAUCAGGCGCAGUGCAUGUCAUGGAAUAAGUGCAAGCAAAGCUGUUCAACAAUGGGUGCCAGUAGCUAUCGUUGGUUUCACGAUGGCUGUUGCGAAUGUGUUGGACAAUACUGCAUAAACUACGGCAUUAAUGAAUCACGUUGCCGCGAUUGUCCUGAAAACAAGGAGCACGAUCUGGAUGACUAUGCGAAUGAAGACGAACUGGACUACGGCGACAGUAUAGGGCCACUUGAUAACUCCGCAGGUGAUGUUCUUUCCGACGAUGCUUCUGUUUCCGCAGCCAAAUCAAUAUACCAAUCCUCUGCACCAAGUCGCAUGUAUAGUACCAUCAAGUCUCUGCAAAACUUUCUUCUCAAGGGCAUAUUUUGUGUGCAACCAUAGGUGGCUGGUCUUUCUACGCGAUAGCAAAAUUAAGACACUGUUGGGAUACGAUUGUAGUUUGUUGCUCCCUAC
Messenger RNA from Anopheles cruzii, 1116 nucleotides. RefSeq names its product protein twisted gastrulation (gene cv). The coding region runs from base 154 to 1044 and encodes 296 amino acids. Gene Ontology annotation, biological process: regulation of BMP signaling pathway. The transcript has 6 exons. The record is from RefSeq and is a predicted model, not a curated record. Lineage: Eukaryota; Metazoa; Arthropoda; Insecta; Diptera; Culicidae.